CUCUCUGAAUUUAGCCUAUUGAAUCUGAUGACCCCCCAUGGAGAACCUGCUCUGAAGGAGGACGGCUCUUCAGCAUCUCCAUCCAUCCACAGGAAAAGCCGCUCGGACACGAAAAAAAAAACCGUGUGAGGCGUGAGACUUUGACAUCUUCUCUUAUCUUUCCGUGAUGGCUAUCAACACUGAUGCUGCCUUUGGGAAAAGCGCUCUCGGCGAGAGGGAAGUUUCAAAUCCCACCGACUUCCACGACACGGAGAAGCUGUUGAGCACCGCGACCACGGAGCCCACCGGGCAGACCAACAUCAAACCGUCCGACUCCUUCUCCCUCAACAUCCGAGGCAGCGUCCGCUCCCUGGACGCGGACCAGAACGGACACAGAUCACCGCUGAAGUCGGGCUCUGUCGGGCAGUUGGCAGCCCCACCCAAGUCCGCAUCCCGGCUCAGCCUGGGCCCGCUGCCCUCCCCGGUGCCGCCCGGUUCCUUACCCUCCACUUAUCUCUGGCUGGCGGUGCUGUCCUGCUUCUGUCCCGCGCUGCCGUUAAACAUUUGUGCCUUGUGGUACGCAAACGUGUCGAGGUCUGUUCUCCACACAGGAGAUAUUGAGGGAGCAAGGAAAUACGGGCGUCUGUCUAUGCUGCUCAGCUGCCUGGCAAUUCUACUGGGUGUGGCUGUCAUCAUAUUCAUAGUGUUUACAAUAGAGCUCCAGCAGUGAUGUGUGGGACUGAGGGAGCCACAGCACACACUCCCUCUGACUUCACCUGGUCCCAAAUAUGUACACAAGAGAGAGAGAGAGAGAGAGAGAGAAUGGGGAGAAUGAGGAGGGUUAUCAUUUUGAAAAGAAGGAGAGAAGAAAAGCACACCAACUGAGUAGAAAACAAGCUAAAGAGACUCUUAACUUGUUGCUUUUUCUGCUGUGGACAACAAAACGGGGAAAGAAACCGCAGGCUGUUUCUCUUUCUCUCACGCAACACUCAUGUCCAUUUACCGCACAAACUCAGGAACAAACGAAAAGAAGGUGAAGACUGCGCACAGUCAUCGUCGCCCGAUCACCAGACAGGGAGGACGUGUAGCUACUGGUCGCCCAAACUAGUAGUGCACUGACACACACUGCUGUCUGACACCCAGAUGAUUGAAUGGCUUCACACUUUCAUUAUCAGAACAUCAACAACAACAACAACAAAAUAAGUCAAUUGAUGCAAAGCUGACUAAAAAAAUUUAAAAAAACCCAAAAACCACAACAUAGUGUGGAGUGAAGACUGUUAAAUAAAUCCUCUGUAGUGCAGCCAC
This is a messenger RNA of Solea senegalensis (Senegalese sole), 1284 nucleotides long. RefSeq names its product trafficking regulator of GLUT4 1-like. The record is from RefSeq and is a predicted model, not a curated record. The coding region runs from base 167 to 709 and encodes 180 amino acids. The transcript is spliced from 3 exons. NCBI's taxonomy places the organism in Eukaryota, Metazoa, Chordata, Actinopteri, Pleuronectiformes, Soleidae. Gene Ontology annotation, cellular component: membrane.